Molecule: messenger RNA, 3984 nt
Organism: Ahaetulla prasina
Lineage: Eukaryota; Metazoa; Chordata; Lepidosauria; Squamata; Colubridae
Gene: GALNT8
Product: polypeptide N-acetylgalactosaminyltransferase 8
Exons: 11
Coding region: 1-1911 (636 amino acids)
Cellular component (GO): Golgi apparatus
Source: RefSeq, a predicted model, not a curated record
AUGGUGCUGGGACGGAAGCUGCCAGGUUUCCUUCCUACGUUGCUUAUCCUGUUCUUUGCUGUGAAUAUUUUGUUUGUGAUCCACGUGAAGCACGAAAUGCAGAGCCUAAGGAGGGAAUCCGGUGGUCAUCAAGAGCAACGAGCUUUGGAUUCGGCGAAAGGGAAUGACUUCGUCGGACAUCUUGAAAAAAUCGAGGCCAUGUUCCUCAAUCUAUCAAAUUACGUAAAAUUAUCAGAGGGAAAAAAGAAGGCAGCAAAUGAACUGAAAUUGCCCGAGAAGCCACACCAGGAAAUACAAGAAGACCAACAGGGCGAGAAAAACCGGAAGGAACCUGAAGCGCCUCCCAGGAUUCGGUUCCCAGAUUCGCCUCUGUUCCAGAAAUGGGGCAAAGAUUUAAUGGAGGACCAGCAAAUUGUAGCCCAGAAACUUUUCGAGAAGUACGGGUACAACGUUUACCUGAGUGAUCGCUUGCCUCUGGAAAGGCCUCUCAUGGAUACGAGGCCUCCCAGAUGUCGAGAGAAAAAAUAUGCGCACGAUCUCCCAACCCUUAGUGUGGUCCUCAUAUUCUUUAACGAAGCUACCUCCAUCCUCUUACGUGCAAUCACCAGCAUAAUUAACCGAACACCAUCUCACCUCCUGAAAGAAAUUAUCCUAAUUGAUGAUUUCAGCUCAAACGAGGAACUUAAAGGUCCUUUAGAAGAACAUAUCAAAAAGUUCAACGACAAACAUCCUGGAUUGUUGAAAAUUGUGAGACACGAAGAAAGGAAGGGUCUCACAGAAGCUCGGAUUUCUGGCUGGAGAGCAUCUCGGGCAGAUGUGGUGGCUAUUUUGGAUGCACAUGUUGAAGUCAACACAAACUGGGCUGAACCAAUUCUCUCUCGCAUCAAGGAGGAUCACACCGUUAUCAUAUCACCGGUCUUUGAUAACAUCGGUUUUGAUGACUUCCAACUCACUCAGUACGCCGAGGCCGCCGAUGGAUUUGACUGGGCUCUUUGGUGUCUCUACGAAACCAUACCAGAAGAGUGGUAUGCGCUGAAUGACCAAACGGCACCAAUCCGGAGUCCUUCUAUAAUGGGAAUACUUGCCGCAAACCGAGAAUUUUUGGGGAAGAUUGGUGUUCUGGAUGGCGGAAUGCACAUUUAUGGAGGAGAAAAUGUGGAAUUGAGUCUCAGGGCUUGGCAGUGUGGCGGGAGCAUUGAGGUCUUGCCGUGUGCAAGGAUUGCACACCUGGAGCGAGCCCACAAACCCUAUUUAUUGGAUUUGUCCCAUGCCGUGCGGAGAAAUGCCUUACGUGUAGCAGAAGUGUGGAUGGAUGAAUAUAAACACAUGGUCUACUACGCCUGGAACAUACCUCUUGAGAAUUCCGGAAUCAAUUACGGAGACGUUUCUUCUAGAAAAGAAUUAAGGAAGCGACUGAACUGCAAAAGCUUUGAUUGGUAUAUCAAAAAUGUCUACCCUAACUUGGUACCUCAGGUUAACAUUGUAGCCUAUGGAACAAUGAAGAACACACUAAGUAAGGAAAACUGCAUAGAUCAAGGACCGGUUCCCGGGAACACUCCCAUAUUAUACAUCUGCCAUGGAUAUAGCCCACAGCACAUGUUCUAUCACAGCACUGGAGAAUUCUUUGUGGGAGGUUUACGAUCUCGGCGCAACACGGUUGACAGAUGCUUGACAGAUCCCGGAGAAGGAAAGCUGCCAGUCAUCGAGCAAUGUGACGAAGCACAGAGAAAAAGCCUGAACAUGCACUGGGAUUUCAUGCAAGGAUCAUCUGUAAUCAACAGGAAAACAAAACGGUGUCUUGAAAUCGCAAAGGAUCAGGGAUCCGUCUAUUAUACUCCAGUUAUGCAAAAUUGCACAGGUCAAAAAUGGUUUUUUCAACAUACCGUCAAGCAAUGGGGGAAGCAGCCAUAAGGCAGUGGGCAAGUUUUUGUUCAAUUCAGAAAGGAAGCUGCAGGGUAGCAGAGACUAAAUGAGCAUCACCUGACUUUCUUUCAGUCGGGGAAUACAUUGGAAGAUUGUUACCUGAUUUUUGAUUCCGGUGUGUGACCACCUGUGACCACACCUGAGCCCCAAGUUUCUGCUGCUAAGCAAGACGGUUGUUAAGUGAGUUUUGCCCCGUUUUACGAGCUUACUUGCCACGGAUUUUCCUUCGGAAGUGGAAAGACUUCAAACCCGCCAAAACAUGUGAUGUUCACAAAUUUAUUAUCUUCAUUUUCUCUUCUGUCAACUAAACAACGCAGAUUCUUUCAAGCCAUUUCCGCGAAUGCUCCAAAUAAUCGUUAAACUUUCUACUGGAAUAGCGGACCAGCGUUUCAAUGUUUUAUUUCGGAAUACCAGCCAAGAUGCUACUGGAAUGCUUUUGAAAGCUAUGAAUUUCACUGCUUCCCGCCUAAAACUGAUUCACCGAUGGGUUUUUCUUCAUCCUGUUGCACUCUACUGUGCGCCAGAUGUAAGCGAAGAGGUAAUUUGGGACAGUUUUCUUCUUUCAUUUGGACAGGUUGGGCUCAGUUCAAACCCUUCUUUGGAACUCCAUGUUGUGACCCAGACCCAAGUAGGUAGUAAUAAACUUAGUCCGUGGAAAACAAACUUUAUUCGAACAGCUGGGAAUGACUUCAUUCCCAGCGUCGUUCAACUCAAAGUAAAACAAAUGCCCCCCAACACAAAUUCCUCAGUUAUCUCACAAACCUUAGUCAAUUAGGCAAACUGCCAAAGGCCCUUCCUGACAAACGUCCAGAAACCACAAAAACAAAGAUGUAUAUGAAGCAGAAGACGCAGCUACAACGUUGUUUUCCAGCAAAGCUGAAACGCAAAUAUCUUCCAACACAAAUGCCUCAGUCCUAUCAUAAACCUUGGUUCAAUUAGGCAAACUGCCAAAGGCCUUUCUUGGCAAACGUGCAGAAGUCACAAAAAUAAAUGCAAGACAUAGAUGAAGCAGAAGACGAAGUAGAAGACGAAGCUACCAACGUUGUUUUCCAGCAAAGCUCAAAUGCCGUUGCUGGUCUGUUUUAAGCCUUAUGGGAGGGGCCAAUCAUCUCUUGGCCCUACUCCUGAGUAGUCCUCUCUGCUUGAGCUGCUCUUGCCUUCUGGCAGCGCUUCUUAUGCGUGCAUUAGGAACAGGCUCCUCCUGUUCCUCUGCCUCACUACUAUCAGUCUCUGCAGGCUCUGGAGUCCGCACCUCACUCCCCGAUGGCCCUGGCCUCACCUCCACCUCAUCGUUGUCCGACUCCGUUGCCAACUCCGUAGGCUGCUGAGGGACCACAACACUCCAGGCCUUUUGGAAGGCUAUCCAUUGCUUAAGCGAGGAAGCUGUCAAACCCAGAAACCAGGAAUUCCAAAUGAAUACAGGUAGUCCUUGACUUACAACAGUUCGCUUAGUGAGGGAGAGGGGGGGGUCAUGUGAUCCCCUUUUGCAGCCUCCUGACAAGCCAAGUCAAGGGACAAAUCAGAUUCACUUAACAACCAGGCUACUAACUUAACCAUUGCAGUGAUUCACUUAACAAGUGUGGCAGGAAAAGUCGUAAAAUGGAGCCAAACUCACUUAACAAACGUCUCACUUAGCUACAUAGAUUUUGGGCUCAAUUGUGGUCGUAAGUUGAGGACUACCUGUAUAAGGAUUUAUUGCAAGCUGAAGCGCCCUACAAGAAUCUGAACUACUAACAGUCAAAGCAAAUUGGCGGUAGAUAAGAGUCAAGGGAUUUCAAGGUGAGCUGGACUCAGAUCUCUUGUGGGCAUGAAGAGACUCAAGACUGAUGACACAUUUGACCCCUCCCUCGGGCUCAGCCCGUUCAUUUCCUACAGAAACCUUGCAUUCACUCCAAUUCCCACCAGGCUAUAUUCAAAUCAGGGUUAUACUUGUGAGUAGACCACAGUUAGUGGUUCCAGUCAUCACAAUUUAGGAAAAUUCCUGGAAGACAAAGCCUCAGUUUCACAUUCCUUCUACUCCGUGAUUGCCUCGAUGUGCAACUAUGUUUCAGACUACAUGAA